This is a messenger RNA of Centruroides sculpturatus (bark scorpion), 1170 nucleotides long. RefSeq names its product transmembrane protein 164-like. The transcript has 3 exons. NCBI's taxonomy places the organism in Eukaryota, Metazoa, Arthropoda, Arachnida, Scorpiones, Buthidae. Bases 103 to 648 code for a protein of 181 amino acids. The record is from RefSeq and is a predicted model, not a curated record.
GUAAUGUGUUGGUAUUGAAAUGGACUCUCGACACUGUGGCUUUCAGCCAAUAAUAGGAAUAGAGGCCACUGCAUCUUUUUGAAAGGAUGUUUAUAAACAUGAAUGUGCUUGGGCAUCAGUUCAAUUUUAGAAUCAUAUGAACCUAGGACUGUUAUUCACUGCUUUAAGUGUAAGAAAAUGCAGUUGUUUUCUCUUGGAAACGUGACAGACUGGGCUAUCAGUGGUGUAGAUCACAGUAUCGAAGGAAACGGUGGACCAGACUGUGUGAAGUAUCUUUCUCCCAACAGAAGAUUAUACGAAACAAUAUUUGCCACUAUAUUAGCAUUAAUUUACCUUUAUUGGGGCGUAAGAAGAAUUCACAUACCGGCAGUUCCAGAAAUUUCAAAACAAGAUCGAGGUGGCAGGAGAUCUUUAUUGAUGCUGAUGUGUUUAGUUUUAGGAAUGGAAAUUGGUUUCAAAUUUUCAUCUAAAACAGUGAUAUAUUUUUUAAAUCCUUGCCAUGUAGUCACUAUGAUACAAAUAUUUCUGCUUUCGGUUCCACCUUCUCGUUUGGUAACAACUCUCUUCAGAAUACAAAUCCACUGUUUAAAUGGUCCUCUUCUGGCAAUAUUCUUUCCAGUACUUAAUACUCGUGAGGUAAUGCAUUAAGUGAUAGGUUUAAAAACAUCUUGCUAUUGUUCAUCCUUAAAUUUAUACAGUAAUAACCUGCUUAUUGCUAUUCUAAGUGUAGUAUACUCUCUUGAAUCUGUAAUCCUAUUUUUAUGAAAAAAUAUAUAUAUGUAAAUGAUGAAUCUGAACAUGCGGUUUGCUUAGAAAUAGUCAUUUUUGUUUACUUUUACCUAGCCAAUCAAACUGUUAGUCAUGUAAACUCAAAUCACUCAUUAGUUCAAGUUCCUAUUUUACUUUAAAUGUUUAGUAAUUAAUACAUAUUUUCUAAUUACAGUGGAACCUCACUUAACGAGCAUAAUUCAUUCCAGAGUCUUACUCGUAAUGUGAAACAGUCAUUAAGCGAAACAAUUUUUUCCAUAUAAGUUAAUGUAAAAUAUGAUAAUGCCUUCCAUGCCAAAAAAAAUACUCAAAUAUUUUAUGUGUAUAGUUUAUUCAAAGAAAAUUAUACAAUAAACAUUGUUAAGGAGUGUGAAUCAUCUUCAGCUUUUCUUCUAGCACAAA